CAGCUGUCAAAAAGAGUGCAAACUUUAUGCACUUCAAACCCACAACAAUCAAAAUUAUUAAGGUUUAAAUUAAACUAAUUUAGAUCCAAAUAAAAAUUCUUUGUUGUUAACUUUUCAUAACUUGGCAACUCUUGGGCAAAAAAAAUUGCACAAGCGAAAAAACAAAAUAAAGCAAAAGUAUAGGAGGAGUAAAUAUUGAAAAACAAACAUGCAACGUUUGGGAUUUAUGAUAAGACAUGCUACGGCAGCAGCAACGCAUCCGCAAAAUCUGCGCCCGUUGUCCAUUUACUGGAAUUUGGCCCAAACACAUAAGCCGGCAGGUGGAAAUGGAAACCCCGGAGCACCCAGGACGAGAGACAACCGGAGUCCCAGAACAGCCGCCCAGAAGAUAACCCUCGUCCAGCAGAAUCAGUCGAUGAGCAUAACAACAUUGGAGGAGGCCCAGAAACUGGCUAAACGACGGGAGCUGCACCUGUUGCGCCUCGAGCAAACGGAUGCCAAAACAGGAAGAGCCAUGUUCAAACUAGUCACCGCUUCCGAAAUGCUGUCGGAUGAUGCGGAGCAAUCGAAAUCCUCCAGCGAAAAGGCCAAGGAGAAAAAGUCGGAAAAGUCUCUAACCAUUGGUGCCCGCAUAACGGAGCAUGAUCUCUCCUCGAGGCUCAAAAACAUUGCCAAGUGGCUGGCCAAGAGGCACGAAGUUCGCAUCCUCAUUCAGGGCAAUGCCAGCGGAUCUGAUGAGAGCAGCGCCGACCGCAUAGUAAAAGCCAUCGAACAGACCAUCAAGGAGCCACAAUUGAUAGGCAGAAUAGUGCAAAAGCGCAGCAAGGGAUCCUUUAUCAAGUUCAGCAUCAUGCCAUUAGCUCCGCCGCCUGUUUCCCCAGCCAAUCCUACUGCCAUCCAGUCCUGACAACUAUCGCCGUUGCCUCGGAUGUGCCAUAAUCACUGCACGGUAAUGGCAAACCCACAGAACUUAGCCUUCACAAUGUCUGCCCGCCACUUCGUUUUGAGAAAGAAAAAACAGCCCGUCAAGGUCAAUAUCUCUUCCAUUUUCACCAUUGUGACACUGUUUCUCUUAUUUUUUUUCAAAUAUUUCUACUGGCAUCAACAUUUAAUAAAACUAAAGGAGGAACAAGAAAAGAAAAAAAAGAAGAAUCGACAUAGUCACCACCAUGAACAUAAUCUGCAUGAACACGAUCAUGAUUAGAGCUUAAAUAACUUAAGUUACCUUCUUACCUCAAAAUUUUACAAUCCUAAUAAAUAAAACACCAUGAAAUAAAAUUGUAUUGGCUUUUUCAAUCCAUAUUAUCAAAUCAAAAA
Messenger RNA from Drosophila rhopaloa, 1317 nucleotides. It is a transcript of the gene mIF3, whose product is annotated as translation initiation factor IF-3, mitochondrial. Gene Ontology annotation, biological process: ribosome disassembly; mitochondrial translational initiation. Bases 209 to 907 code for a protein of 232 amino acids. Gene Ontology annotation, molecular function: translation initiation factor activity; ribosome binding. Gene Ontology annotation, cellular component: mitochondrion. NCBI's taxonomy places the organism in Eukaryota, Metazoa, Arthropoda, Insecta, Diptera, Drosophilidae. The record is from RefSeq and is a predicted model, not a curated record. The transcript has 2 exons.